Messenger RNA from Poecilia latipinna (sailfin molly), 3048 nucleotides. RefSeq names its product potassium voltage-gated channel subfamily D member 2-like. Gene Ontology annotation, molecular function: A-type (transient outward) potassium channel activity; protein binding. The transcript has 7 exons. NCBI's taxonomy places the organism in Eukaryota, Metazoa, Chordata, Actinopteri, Cyprinodontiformes, Poeciliidae. Gene Ontology annotation, cellular component: neuronal cell body; voltage-gated potassium channel complex; postsynaptic membrane. Bases 44 to 1912 code for a protein of 622 amino acids. Gene Ontology annotation, biological process: potassium ion transmembrane transport; protein homooligomerization; action potential. The record is from RefSeq and is a predicted model, not a curated record.
AAACACACACACACACACAAAAAAAAAAACACUAAAGGUCAGCAUGGCAGCAGGUGUAGCGGCAUGGCUUCCCUUCGCCAGAGCGGCGGCCAUCGGGUGGAUGCCCGUGGCGAGCACCCCGAUGCCCAUCCCUCCCCAGGACAAGAGGAAAGCCCAGGACGGAUUCAUCAUCCUCAACGUGAGCGGCACCAAGUUCCAGACGUGGCGGACCACGCUGGAGAGGUACCCGGACACGUUGCUGGGGAGCACCGAGAGGGACUUCUUCUUCCACGAGGAGACCAGCGAGUACUUUUUCGACCGCGACCCCGACAUCUUCAGGCACAUCCUCAAUUUCUACCGCACGGGCAAGCUGCAUUACCCGCGCCAGGAGUGCAUAUCGGCGUACGACGAGGAGCUCGCCUUCUUCGGCAUCAUCCCCGAGAUCAUCGGGGACUGCUGCUACGAGGAGUACAAGGACCGGAGGCGCGAGAACGCGGAGCGGCUCCAGGACGACGAGGAGAUGGACAUGAACAACGACGUCGCGCCGCUGAAUCUGACGUUCCGGGAGUAUCUGUGGCGGGCUUUUGAAAACCCGCACACCAGCACCCUGGCGCUGGUGUUCUACUAUGUGACGGGCUUCUUCAUCGCCAUCUCGGUGAUGGCCAACGUGGUGGAGACGGUGCCGUGCGGAACUCUGCCCAACAGGUCCAAGGAGGUGUCCUGCGGGGACCGCUACGCGCUCGCCUUCUUCUGCUUGGACACGGCGUGCGUCAUGAUAUUCACGGUCGAGUACCUGCUCCGCCUGAUCGCCGCCCCCAGCCGCUGCAAGUUCAUGAAGAGCGUGAUGAGCGUCAUCGACGUGGUGGCGAUCAUGCCGUACUACAUCGGCCUGGUCAUGACCGACAACGACCAGGUGAGCGGGGCGUUCGUCACGCUGAGGGUCUUCCGCGUCUUUCGGAUUUUCAAGUUUUCCCGGCACUCCGCGGGGCUGCGCAUCCUGGGCUACACCCUGAAGAGCUGCGCCUCUGAGCUGGGCUUCCUCCUCUUCUCCCUCACCAUGGCCAUCAUUAUAUUCGCCACGGUCAUGUUUUAUGCAGAGAAAGGCUCCACAGCAACCAAGUUCACCAGCAUCCCCGCAGCCUUUUGGUACACCAUCGUCACCAUGACAACACUGGGGUACGGUGACAUGGUGCCAAAGACGAUUGUGGGGAAGGUGUUUGGGUCCAUAUGCUCUCUGAGUGGGGUGCUGGUCAUCGCCCUGCCCGUCCCUGUGAUAGUGUCAAACUUCAGCCGUAUUUACCACCAAAGCCAGCGGGCGGAGAAACGACGAGCCCAGAGGAAAACUCGCCUCGCUAGAAUCCGUGCUGCCAAGAUUCGGGGCACUAACGCCUAUAUGCGCUACAAACAAAACGGGCUCCUGAUCGACGCGCUGGAGGAGGCCUCUAAGGAAGCAGGAAAAGCCCUGGUUGGAAAGUCGGCCAGCCCUCCAUUUGAGAGCCAACAUCAUCACUUGCUGCACUGCUUGGAGAAGACGACGAAUCACGAGUUUGUGGACGAGCAGACGUUCCAGGCCAACUGCAUGGAGAUCUCGGUGGUGAACAAGUCGGGCUCGCGCACCUCCUCGUUGUCCUCGUCUCCGCACGGCCUCAGCUCCUGCUGCUCGCGGCGCCACAGGAAGAAGAGCAGCUUCAGCCUGCCGAGCACCAACAACCAGGAGCUCAGCACCAUCCAGAUCAGAGAGCGGCCCGUGUCCAACAGCCGCUCCAGCCUGAACGCCAAGCUGGAUGAGACGGUGCCCUUGAAGUGCGACGAGGCUUACAUCUCCCCGUCCAUGGUCCGGCUGUCUGCCCCGGUGGCGACCUCGUCGGACGACGCCUCCACCGCCACCACCACGUACUCGCAGAGCAACAUUGUCCGAGUAUCUGCCUUGUAGAUGUCGCACCUGCCUCACCUGACCAGCCCAAACUGGUCUCGAGAAGCACCAGAUAGAUGCUGAGGAGAGGGACCACCGAGCAUCAACCUGCCAUAACCGAGAGGGAUUAUAAGCUUGACAGCAGUUGGGAUUUUUAUUUAUUUAUUUUUUUUUAAUUUUGAAGUUGUGAUUUCAUCUGAUGUCAAACUCUGCAUGGUGUUUAAAAGAAGAAAACAAAAACACACACACACAAAAAAACCGAACAAAAGCAACAACAACAAAACGUUGAGGCUCUUCUUGGAGCCGGAGUUUGAUGUUGAACCAGCAGAUCUUUGCUUCAUUAAGCACAUCAAAGCGAGGAGGCGCUUGGAAUGAACGUCAUCGUUGCCUAAACAUACUGAGGACAAAAAAAAAAAAUCAACAACUUUAUUUUUCAAUAUGUGACGUAGAUGUGUGUGUUGUCUCUGAUUCGAAGGCGGGGAAAAGUCUCGAGAUCGUUCUCGACGGCCUCAUGGCGAAUAAAGCACACGAAUAUCCUCGCCGUCUUUGUGAAUAUGGACUCACUCUCCACGCUGUUGCAUUUAAAGCCCUCUUCGAUUAAAACGCUUUCUUACCUCCCCCUCCCCCGUUCACUGUUGUAAAGUCCAAAAAAAAAAAAAACGACGCGCGCACCCACUGGAACGCAUCGCCGUUGUGAAUAUUCACGAACUGAUUCACGAAGCCGGUCGGGGUCGUCGCCCGACGGAUGAAAUCGCACGACUCACCCCGACGUGUGCGAGUGAAGGUUGAACGACCAAAUCUGUGUUAGCUUCCAUAUUAGCCAUCCUGAGUCAGCGUGAAAGCCGCCUGUCGGUAGUUGCCAGUUAUCGAUAACCAUACAGGGUAUACAUUAGCUAGGGCACAAGUGAAUAAGGGAACGUUUUCGGCAGCACUUAACUAACCUUGAUGUGGACACGUACGAGAUGGUAGCACCGGCCUGCUAAACCGUAGGAAAGGACAUCGACUGACUUCCUCACAGCGACUCGGUUGACUCCAUUGUGUCGAAGCACCAUUUUGUAUAUUUUUCAUACUGUAAAUAUUUCUCAGUUAGGACUUUAUCAAAUGCAUCUGAAGUUGGCUCCUCUAAGUUCUAGAUUUAGUUUGAACAGUUGUUGGCA